AUGACAGAGUUCCCCACGACUAGUCGAGACAUGACAGAAAAACCCGACAAGACAACCGACAGAGAUCCCCCGAAAGAGAACCCGACCAGAGAACCGACACGAGAACCUGACAGAGAACCCGACACGAGAACCCCUGACAAGAGAACCGACAGCGACUCCUGCAGAGAACCUGACAGACGAACCCCGACAGAGAUACCUGCACUCCAAGAGAACCUGACAGAGACACCUGACAGAGAACCACCUUAA
Knipowitschia caucasica is the source of this 246-nucleotide messenger RNA. The record is from the annotation of a GenBank genome assembly. NCBI's taxonomy places the organism in Eukaryota, Metazoa, Chordata, Actinopteri, Gobiiformes, Gobiidae.